AUUUUAUAUACACUGCAGGCAGUAUUGGAGAGUCAGUGAUCCUUUCUUGUAGUUUUCAGUCAUCGCUUGUACGUCGAAUAAUACUGUUGAAAAGAAGAAAAGUUCAGUAACGGUAUAGAUAAUGCGUCUAGGAAGGAAACACUUUGAAAUAGCCACAAAAUGGAUUCCAUCCGCAGCAACAUACGGAACAGCAGCUGGCUUAGCUCUGGUUUAUUUUACCGAUUGGAGGGUAAUAGCUGAAUACAUACCAUACUAUGGGGGCAAAUUUAAUAAAUAGACCAUAAAAGAUGUUUAUAUUGAUAUAUUAUGUAAUAAACUAUAGGACAAUGUAAUAGUUGAUUAUAUUAUUUAUUAAAUGUAUGAACAUAGUCAUAGGCUACAUCUGAA
Nomia melanderi (Alkali bee) is the source of this 387-nucleotide messenger RNA. RefSeq names its product Ubiquinol-cytochrome c reductase 6.4 kDa subunit (gene UQCR-6.4). Gene Ontology annotation, biological process: mitochondrial electron transport, ubiquinol to cytochrome c. The record is from RefSeq and is a predicted model, not a curated record. Gene Ontology annotation, cellular component: mitochondrial inner membrane. Lineage: Eukaryota; Metazoa; Arthropoda; Insecta; Hymenoptera; Halictidae.